Fusarium oxysporum Fo47 is the source of this 859-nucleotide messenger RNA. RefSeq names its product ADP-ribosylation factor family-domain-containing protein. The record is from RefSeq and is a predicted model, not a curated record. Gene Ontology annotation, molecular function: GTP binding; GTPase activity. Gene Ontology annotation, cellular component: cytoplasm; plasma membrane. Lineage: Eukaryota; Fungi; Ascomycota; Sordariomycetes; Hypocreales; Nectriaceae. The coding region runs from base 191 to 742 and encodes 183 amino acids. The transcript is spliced from 4 exons. Gene Ontology annotation, biological process: intracellular protein transport; vesicle-mediated transport.
GUCUCCCAUAUAUUGUCUCAGCCUGCCUGCGGCCUUUGUCUCUUCCCUCUUUAUCUCAUCCCCCUUUUACCCCUCGCCACUUCGUCUUCUUUCAACAUCCAUCCACAGCAUCGCUGACCUUGCGCCUUCGCCUUUAGGACCUCUUUUUCUAUACCUAGACACGCAGGCCUCGAAGCCGUAAACCGCAAUCAUGGGUCUCGCCUUCUCAAAGCUUUUCGACCGACUGUGGGGGAAGAAGGAGAUGCGAAUUCUGAUGGUUGGUCUUGAUGCCGCCGGUAAAACCACCAUCCUCUACAAGCUUAAGCUUGGUGAGAUCGUCACCACCAUUCCCACUAUCGGCUUCAAUGUCGAGACUGUAGAGUACAAGAACAUUCAAUUCACCGUGUGGGAUGUCGGUGGUCAGGACAAGAUUCGUCCUCUGUGGAGACACUACUUCCAGAACACUCAGGGUAUUAUCUUCGUCGUUGACUCCAACGAUCGCGAUCGUAUUGUUGAGGCACGAGAGGAGCUCCAGCGCAUGCUCAACGAGGACGAGCUCCGCGAUGCUAUCCUUCUCGUCUUCGCCAACAAGCAGGAUCUUCCCAACGCCAUGAACGCCGCCGAGAUCACAGACAAGCUUGGCCUCCACAGCCUGCGACAACGCGCCUGGUACAUCCAGUCCACCUGUGCCACCUCCGGUGACGGUCUCUAUGAGGGUCUUGAGUGGCUCGCCAACACCCUCCGAAAGGCGGGUCACCAGUAGAAAGAUGUCGAGAGGCCUCUCCAUAAAAACUCGCUUUUUCUCUCCUGCUCUGCCAUAUACUCUCAAAUGGCUCUUUGUCUCGACUCGAGGUUUCGGUUGUAAUUUGCAAAGUUAUCG